AUGGCGGACAGUAAAUUCUGUGCUGGUUGUCAGCGCAGUGAUGAAUACAUUACAGCUGUAUCUUGGUGCAAUGACUGCUGUGAACUUGUAUGUAAGGCGUGUUCCAGAGUUCACAAUAGAAUGUCCCCGCCUCACAAGGUAAUACCAAUGCAAGAGAUACAACUCUGUUCGUCAAUUCUAACAUUGUCCAAGAACUGUGACAAUCAUCCAGAUCAAAAUAUUGCACUGUACUGCUGUCAACAUGACAAGGUCGUCUGCGUGUCAUGUGUUCCGAUAUCACAUCAGAACUGCAAGUCUAUCAUUUCAAUCGAAAAAGCUGCUAAAGGCGUUAAGGAUGGUACCGCUAUUUCUGAUCUAGAGAGAAGAAUUUUAAACCUAUGUCAAAUUACAGAGAAAAAACAGAGCCAAAGUGAGAAAACACUUGUAGAUUUGGAAAAAAGUCGUACCAAAAUAAAAACAAGGGUGUCUGAAAUUAAACGGAAAGUCAUUGCUCAUUUAGAUACGAUAGAAGAAGAGAUACAUAAAGAUAUUGAUUCUAAGUAUAAACAUUGUACUGAGAGUGUGUUCCGAAACAGAAAUAGCAUACAAUCCAGCUCAGACUCGCUGUCUACAUGGAAAAGUGAUCUGAAUUUACUGAAGCGAGACUCAACAGAAGUUCAUUUGUUCCAGGUUGUAAAAUUUUUAGAUGCAAAAAUUUACGAGAAGGAAUUAGAAAUCAGAGGAAUGCAAACAGCUUCUAUUCCGAUCCUUAAAUAUCAUCUCUCAGAAUCUGAGUCGAACAUUACGAAAUUAAUACCAGACUUAGGUAGAAUAACGGUAGAACAUGUCCAAGUCAAAAUGCCUGUACUAGAUAUCGAUCAACAAUGUCAAUUUCUAGUGAAAGACGAAAGAAAAUUAUCAAUGUCACAUUCAUUCCCGACCACGAAAUUAGGUAAUGGAGUACGUAUCAAUAGUGGAUGCUUUAUUUCUGAUAAUAAGUUACUCCUCAAGCAAUACAUGGGCAAACAACUUUUUGUUUGUAAACUUGAUGGAUCAAAUUUAACCUUGAUUGAGUUGAACCCCAACGUGAUUGAUUUAGAUUAUAAACUACAAAAUGUUACGUUAUUUGACAAACACCUUGCUGUAGUAUCUGUUGGUGGUGCAGGUAUCCAGAUCAUCGACCUGACAUCAUUGACGCCUGGUAGAGGAAUCAAAGAUGAUGGAUUCUGUAGAGGAAUAACCAGUGUAAAGGACAAGAUCUGGGUAAACAAUAAACCUCAAACUCUAACACUAGUGAAUAUUAAUGGUAAAGUUCUUAAAGUAAUACACACAACAUUUGCACCUUGGGAUAUCUGUGCCAAUCAGGAUGGUGAUGUGUAUUGUACUGACGCAGAUAGUAAUAAAGUAUUCUUAGUUUCUUCGGAUGGAAAAGAACGUGAGAUAUACAACAGUCCUGACCUGAAAGGUGCUAAUGGUGUAGCCGUAGAUGAACGUGGGGAUUUGUAUGUAGCAGGGUAUUUAUCAGACAACAUACAUAGAAUAUCUAAUGGUGGACAGAAACAUGAUAUUGUAUUGACAGCAGACGACGGCAUCAAUAAACAGACCGGUAUAUCUUACAACAAUGAAACAAAAGAACUGUUAGUCACAAACGACUAUACUAGAUCUAUCAAUAUAUAUAAAACCCAAUGA
This is a messenger RNA of Mytilus trossulus (common blue mussel), 1668 nucleotides long. RefSeq lists its product as uncharacterized. The record is from RefSeq and is a predicted model, not a curated record. Gene Ontology annotation, molecular function: zinc ion binding; ubiquitin protein ligase activity. The coding region runs from base 1 to 1668 and encodes 555 amino acids. The transcript has a single exon. NCBI's taxonomy places the organism in Eukaryota, Metazoa, Mollusca, Bivalvia, Mytilida, Mytilidae.